AGGUCAUGAGUGAACCAGAGGUUACGAACACAAGUGGUAAACAACUUUCGCCAGAGCAGGAGACACCUGUGAUCAUGGCCGGUACCAAGCUGAAUACUGUCGGGGUUCUCUUCAUACUCGUUUCCCUUGGCCUGGGGGAAGACUGGUCGUUCGAUAAUGCUCCAGGGAUCGCCAUGGAGUACAAGAUUCACAUAGACGCGGGUAAAGAAGACUGUUAUUAUCAGUAUGUGCAUCCGGGCGCUACAAUCUACAUCAACGUACAGGUGUUGAAAGGUGGUGAUGGAAUGGCUGGUGUGGCUGUACGAAACCCCAAAGGUGAAAUUGUCCACCCAUACUCGUGGAAGAAAUCGACAGAAUACGAAGAGGUUUCUCAGGCUGGUGGAUACUAUGGCAUCUGCAUUGAUAAUCAAUUCUCACGCUUUGCUGCAAAACUUAUCAACUUUUACAUGACAACAUUCAGGUAUGACCUUUGGGAGAAAUUUAAUAAAGAGCUGGAAGAUAUGGACAUCAGUGUUAACAACUUUACACACUCGAUUAAGGGCGUUGAUCAGCGCAUACAUGAAAUGUUGCUCUUCCAAAGCCAAUCUCGGGCAAAAGAGGCUCGGGACUUUCAGCUGCUGAUCAGUAAUAAUCAGUAUAUUCAGUAUUGGUCUCUGGCUCAGUGUAUAGCAAUUGUUGGGGCAGGGGCCAUGCAAGUCUUCUUUUUAAGAAAGCUCUUUGAUACACAGGUCACUACAAAGUCAGGUGGUAGAGCAUAGUAAUUGUCAAACUUGGAGUCGGGCAAUUUAAAAAAAUAGAAACAAUGUUGUAAUAAUCUAAAGUACAGAAAUUGGUUGAUCUUGACACUUAUGUGCAAGUUUUUAUAUUUUUAAAACAUUAUGAAGUACAGUUGACUGGCAAUUUGUGGCAAGUUACAUGUAGUGAACCUCCAACUUCACAUUUUUGUGCUUUUAUUUGCUACUGUGUUAGAUAUAUAAUUUCAUCAGUAUUCUUAAUUUGUAUGCGAUAUUAAGGUAAAUUAUUGUGUAAAUUGGAUGAGUUUUUGAAGACAUCAUUGUAGCUAAACACAUUUUGUUUGACUUAAGGAAAACUGUACAGUGCUAAUUUCCAUUCAUAAAUUUUAAUGUCUUAUGUCAAGAAAAUUUUUAAAUUUUAUAGGCUUACUUGAAUUAAAAUGACAUUUAUGGGUGCUGGUGGCUGAAUCUCAAAACUUUUAUUGCACAUGUAUAAUCAUGUUGUCUCAACUUUUUAAUUAUAAUUUAGAACUAAGAAUGUUUUUGGUCCCAAUGUAUGUAAGCAUUACAGGGGCUCUGUAAUUUAUUUUUUAUUUUUAUAACUCUGACAUUCCAUAUUUGUGUUAUUUCCUUACAUUCCUUUAUAUUUUAUUUGAAAAGAUCUGACUUUUAUAGGUUAAUCUAUUAACAUCAUCAUUUUAGUUCUUGUAUUAUAGCAUCACCACUGACCUCUUCCUUUCUUGAGGUGGGAAGGAAGUUAACAGGAAGGAUGGAAAAGUGUAAUGGUGCCUAACCUGCCAUCACUAGUUGCAUCAUGGGGUAACAAGUGCCACUUUGCUAGACAAUAAUAUUGUGAGGGGGAAACUGUGACAAGGUUGUUAAACACCCCCUCCCCCCUGCUGCACACUGAUAGUAAGCUUCUCUUUGCCCCCAACCCCUACAUAUCCCAAACCAUUUACGACUCUAGAUGAGGAGGGAUGACUGGGCACCAGUCCUUAACUGUUCAUCCCCCCCCCCCCCUCUACAGUAAUUGCUGAGGAAGGUGGGGGUACCUGGUUGUAAACUAAUUGGGAGGAAGUGUUCCAUUGAAAAUUAGUGGGGCAAGACGUGCCAGGGCAUAAAGUUAACAAGGACAUGCUGCCAGCAAUGAUGUGUGCCAGUGUCAAUGGUGCAACAUUGGUACACACAGUUGCACAUGUGUGCAAUUGUUGGCAAAUGCAAGAAAUAAAGAGCCUUGCAACAUUGCUUGAAUAAUCUGCGUGUGAAAUAUUAUAGCUCAAGGAACACGUGGUUUACACAGAUCUUUCUUUUUCAUUUUCAUGAUGUGUUUUGCUAGGAAGUUCAUGACCAUCACAUUAUGAAACAGUGAGGCCAAGCGAAUUCGGGUUUUGAUGUUGAUAAUGCAUGUGCCCACCCCUGUUUUGAGACCUUAAACCUCACAUGAUGACAAGAUAACAUGUAUGGCACACCUUUAUAAUACUACCUCUCUAGUCCAGCUGUGAAUUGGGUAGUUAUCGGUGCCACAAAGAGGUUGUACACCAAAAAGAUGCUCAAUGAAGUUUUAGUGGUUUUACCUGUUGAGGAAGAUGUGGAAUGUGGCGUGAAUGUCAAGGCUAGGAAAAACUCUUGAAAAUUUGAAAAAUUAUUUGAUCAAGAAAGCAAUUUAUAACUGGGCCAAAGUGCAGAGUAAAGGAAAUGACUUUGAAGAAUUCCUGAAAGAAAACGCUCGUAACUACAGUCAUUGAAGAGGAGGAAGACAUGAAUUUUGAAGGAUUUACAGAUGAAAUUCAUGGAAUGUUCUGAAAUGCUGGUGAAAAUUUAGGCAGGAUGUGUUUGAAUGGCUACAAAGAGAUGUUGAUAACCCAGGAUAUGGUGUGAUUGAAGAAGAGAUUCUUCAGUCCAUUACUGGUGAGGUUGACAGGAGGAGGAUGAAUAUGGCAAUGAGGAAUCAACACUACAGAUGCAGACGACGAGUCACAAUAACGUGGCUGAAAUAUGUUGACCAAACCACUUACAAGAAAGUGAAGGGACGACGACGUUUCGGUUCGUCCUGGACCAGUCUCGAGUAGAUUCUCACAAUAGACUUGAGAAUGGUCCAGGAUGGACCGAAAUGUCAUUGUCCCUUCAUUUUCUAGUGUGGUUUGGUCAACACUACAGACAACCAGAUAAAAUUUUCUCAUUUCAUCUCUUCCGUUGAUAUGUUAAUUAAUUUUUCGUCCAACUGUGCUAAUCCAGAAGUUGGAAACAUCAGUACUUGAGGCAUGGACCAAUGAACAUAGGUGGCAAGCAAAAGACUUGUUAUUUGGUAAGAAUAGCAAGCAGAGGCCCUUCAACAAGUGAAACCUCACAAGCAAUCCAAGGACCUUCAACCAGUUAAGGCUCGCCAGAAAGUCAAGAGCCUUCAACCAGUAAUGCCUCGGCAGCUGGCAAACAAACCAAACCUUGUCAAGCUUGUGCAAUGAACAGUAAUUUUAGUGUUGUGUUAGGUAACGUAAAUUUUGUAAGAACUGCAGAUUUGAAGAUCUACAGUAUCAUUCGAGAAGAACUACAACAAGGUAAGCUGUAGUUUGUUUUAAAUAGUACUGUAUAUAUUUCUGUACUGGUAUAUUUUUUUAAUUGUCGGGGAACAGGCAGUCGGUUUAUAUAUGUGUUAGGCUUUUAUCGAGGGUCCCCUUCCCCACACCAUUUUGCAGAUGGACAUGAAGCCGUGUCAUUUGCUAAAGCUUGACCACACUUGACUUUGAAGUAGCCAUAGAUAGCAUGCCCAUGCACUCUGCACCAGGCCCAGACUUCUGAAAUGCUGUAUUUAUCAAGAAAUACAAAAAACCAUUAUCACAGGCCAUAAAAUUUUUUUAGAGAUUGAGCCUAGAUACUGGCAUUAUCCCUGUCAUACUUAAAACAGCAGAGAUCAUACCACUUCACAGGAUGAAGCAAACACAGUUUACACAGGAUGUAAAGCUGAUGUAAAAAAAUAUGGCCCAAUAGUUCUAACACUGCAUAUCAUAAAAUUCUUUGAAAGAGUGCUAAGAAGUAAGAUCACGAAACAUGCGUAAUUAUAGUGUCUACAUAACCCUAGGCAACAUGAUUCUGAACAGGGUGCUCCUACCUCAUAAGUGUUAGACCACUAUGACAUAACCUUAGAUGCCAAGGAAGACAAGCAAAACGCUGUAAUAUAUACAGAUUUUGCAAGAGGUUUUGACAAAUAUGACAAUGAUGGUGUUACAUACAAAUGCACACAAAAGGAAUUACUGGCAAAGAAGGGAGAUGGCUCCUUAACUUCCUAACAAAUAGAACCCAGAAUGUAAUAGUCAACAAAGUAAAAUAUGAAUCAUGCACUGUUAAAAGCUCAGUUCCUGAAAGUACCAUGCUUGCUCCGCUACUUUUCCUCGUCCUCAUAUCAGAUAUAGACAAGGAUAUAAAAUUUAUAGUACUGUAUCAUCCUUUGCAGAUGACACUAAAAAUUUUCAUGAGAAUAGACAAUAUAGAGGACACGGCACACUUCCAAUCUGGUGUUAAUAAAGUCUUUUAAUGGGCCACAGAAAAUAACAUUUAAUGAGGAUAAGUUCCAGUUACUGCAUUAUGAAAAAAACAAACAUCAAAGCAGAAACCACUUGUAUAAGUCAGACCACACUAUUGAAAGAAAAUGUGAUGUGAAAGAUUUAGAUGUAAUCUUGUUGGAAGACCUUACGUUUAAAGAACACAGCAAAGGUUGUCACAACUGCAAGAAAAUGACAGGUUGGAUAAAAAGAACUUACCAAACAAAAAAAAUGCCAUGACAAAGAUGAUACUUUUUAAGAUGGUGCUCGCUAGAGUGGAAUAUUAUUGCACACUAAAAGCCCCAUUUAAAGCUGGAGAAAUUGCUGACCUGGAAUGCGUGCAAAGAUCUUUUACCACUAGAAUCCACUUGCUAAAACUUCUCAAUUAUUGGGACUGCCUAAAGGCUUUAAAUCUGUAUUCCCUAGAGUGCAGAUGGGAGAUGCAUAAUAAUUUACAUUUGGAAAAUAUUAGAAUGGCUGGUUCCAAAUCUGCACAUAGAAAUAACACCGUGAGACCAGAAGGCAUGUCAAGAUGAGCAAAAUAGCUCGGGUGGAAAGCAGAGGUGCAAUAGGCAAGUUGAGGGAGAACCCGAUGUUCAUCAAAUGCCUAAACUUUUCUACACUCUUCCCCCUACACAUGAGGAAGAACUUGCCGACCUCUUGUAGUGUUCAGAAGAGAACUCUACAAGACCCUUCAAAGGAUACCUGCUCAACAGACUGUGUUGAUCACACAUCCUUUGCAGUACAUCAGGCUGCACGUAGCCACAUAGAGCAACCUGGUUGAUCAGACCAGCAACCAGGAGGCCUAGUCCGAGACCAGGUCGCGGGUAAGUUGAUCCUCUGAAUCAACGACAGUCAAUAGGUAGACACAAAAAUUAGCGUGAAAAUUACUUCUGUAGAAGACAUUGAAAACUAUAAGCUAAGCAAUACUAAAGUUUUCGAUUGGGCAGCAGAAAAUAACAUAAUGUUGGAGAGUGAUACAUUCUGGGUACACAGUUCUUAGAUAUGGUAAAAAUUAAGAUCUUAAACCCAUUUAGUCUAGCAUUACCUACCUACCCAUUCUCAUGCACUAAACAAUCUCUGUUGCAUUACUUCUAGGAAUUUUGUUCAUGUUAUAACAUACCUGUGUUCUACACUGUAUUUGAACAACCACUCAUGCCUAACAAGGACUUGAAAUGCAUCAGUAAAUAUUCUUUCUUUACUCGCUCCACACCGAACCUCACUUGGUGCUACAUCAGUUGCACAUCCUUGAACACCUUACAGUAUUUUACAGUUUUUAUAGUAUAUUUAUAGUACUGUACAGUACUAUAUAGUAUGGUAAGUUUUAUUACAAUAUACUUCAUUUAUUUCACUCCAAUAUUUGCACAACUCAAUCCAUGUGUGUAUUAACCAACUUUUGUGAUAUUACACAAUCUCUCUAGUAAUAUUUUUACAUUGAUGUACUUUUGUAAAACUAAUGUUUUCCGUGAAGUCAGAGUACAAUGCGUGUUGUGCCAAAAUCUUAAUGUUUUCUUGGCUCUCACUGAUAGAAUGUGGUCAACCCAAGCAACAAUAAUUUCUGAUAAUCUAACUUCACCCGGGUGCCUGGGGAAAAUGUCCAUCCAGUAAUGUUCAGCCAGGCUCUUUGGCCAUUAAGUCAACACACUCGCCUGUAUAAGCGUGUUCAACAUAAAUAAGGUAUGUUUUGUACAUCAAGGCAUGUUAUGGAAUAAGUAAUUUUAUAUAUACAGUGUUGUAUAAUUAUACAGUAAAUUUUUUAUUUUUUUAUAGUGUAAAUGUUUUCUUACUGAAGAUUUGGUCAUCAUGUGAGUAUGUAUUAUGAUGAUAAAUGUGAAGAGCAUUAUUUUCUGUGAUAAGAAAUGUGAAAUGAAGACAAAUCCAUGUUGAAGAAAGAAGUUGUAUUAAUAUUUGGUUUUACAGUACAGUAUUUUAAAGCGAUCGUGUUUCUUUAUUGAUUGUACUUAUUGCAUUUGAUAUUUGGUCUUGGGUUGGAACACGCAUUGAUUGGCAUAGUUAAUUUAACUUUACAGUAAUUUGUUAAAAAAUGUUUUUGUUUAGUAUGAACAUAAGACACUUCACUCUUACUUGACAUAGUAAAUUUCUUUUUCAAACCAUUACAAGCCUCUGUGACAACCAAGCUGAGAAUAAGGGCAGCAUUAAGAGUUGAGUAUUAAAGCAUGUAGGAUGUAGGGAUGUCAUAAAAAAAUACAGUAUAUAUAUGUAAACAUUUUUAGUUAAAUUAACCGCCAAAAGCGGUACUGUAAUGAAGCUAAAAAUAGUAUGCCAUGUUUAGUUUGUGCAGUUAUUUAAUGGACAAAUGUUUGACGUCCAGAACAGUAGGUGAAAUACUUUGUAGAAUAUACAAAUUUACAUGUCAAAUUUGGCGUAAGUUUAAAAAUGUCAAAAUACAGUACAGUUCUACAUGGAAGUACUAGAAGGGGUACUUGGCAGUGUCCUUGAUAGUCUGUCUCUUCCUCUCCACCCUACAUUCCCCUUCCUUUUCUCUCCCUGCCCCUCCCCUUCCAUUUUCCCCUACUCUCCAUCCACCUAAUCUUCAUUUUCGGGUGAAGAAAUUUAGGGACUCUGCCAGCCACCUUUCACUGGUUUGUGGGAAAGGUCACUAUCAGGCUUUAAAGUCCGUGUCCAUCCUGUACCUCGGACUGUUCGCUUAACAAAGUUAGGCUAGACUAGACCCAAGUACCUAGCCUUCAAUAUUGGACAGACAUAUUCUCUUUUUAUAGAUGUAGGACUUUUCUAAUGCCUCUUCGUUCAUUUGUUGUCAUUCACAUAAAGACACUGUGUUGUACUUAAUUUUACAUGUGAAUAGAAGCAUUACUGUAGCAUUUAUACAUUUAGCACUCUUUCCCAUACUCCAAUACAGAAUAUGACUCGACACUUAAACAAUGGAACACAUUACAAUCAACACAAUAACAAGACUUCUGGAAAAUCAUUAAUAUAUUUGUGGUGUAUAGUAAACGAAGGAAUAAAAAGUAUGAUAAUUUCCGGGGGGGUUUCCCUACAGCUACCUGGAGCUAUCUGGGCUGAUAUGCAUGUAUUUAGACCAUGGCAUCAGUCAAAGCGAAUGGAGUUCUUUGACCUACUAGGGACAAUGAGCCAAAACCUGGCCCCUCUCAGAGAGGAACAAGGUGGAGGGCCUUGAUAGCUCCGGGAAGCCACUGGGUCUCGCCCAGGAAAUGGCGUUUCAUUACAUUCAAUGCUGUUUUUUUGUAGUUUACAAAUUUUGUAGAUUGUCUUGAUGCUUAUUUUUUAUUUUUAUUUAUGUAACUGCAGUGUGACAAUGGUGUAAAUAUUCCUUGAGUGAAAGAUAUCUGUUAUGCUACAAGGAUGACACUUAGUGAAAUACUUGUACAGUAUUUUACAGAACCAGGUGAGAGUUAAAACUCAAAAGCCACUAGUGUGAAUGAACGUGGUAGAGGUGCAUCACAAGCGUGCUCUUGGCAUCUUAUACACCUUUGAUAGGAGUGGUCAGCCAUGCUGUGAGGUGAGCGUGAACAAUUUGUAUCUGCAAUAUUUAGUGUUCUUCCGUCUCUAGCCCAAAUUUCUGUAGCAGUACUAUAUAAAAAAAAAAUUCUAGGAGAGUACUGUAGUACUAUUAGAAUUUGAUAUUGUAUUUAUAACAAAAGAUAUGUAGGGCAAGACUAAUAAUAAAGUACAAUCAUCAGUAUAGUAAGCAUAUGUUCAUUGGAAUUUUCAAUCUAACCCUUGGAAUGCUCAGUUUUCCAGCUCUGGGUACUUUUACUGUACAGGUAUUUGAAAAAUGAUUAGUUUUCUUUGCAAAUGAGUUACAUUAGAAUUAGUUUUUAAUAUAUACUUCAUUUGAUAUACAAAAUUUAAGAUUAUUUUAAUUUAUCUAUUUCCUGAAAUUUAGAUGAAGUUACAUCUUUAUUUUGCAAUAAAUUUUUUUUGUUGGAUUUUUAUUUAAAAAAAAUGAGCAAAUGAACUCCAAAAUUGGUGUAUUUUUCAGUAUGGUGGUGUUGCAUGCUUUCAGUCAUCUAAAAGGAUCAAGACUGUACAGUAAUUUACUAAUAGAUUUAAUUUUUUAAAUAUGUUGGCUGUGAGAAAAUAUAUCUUUAAUUUAAUCAGUGUUAUGCAAUGUGCAUCAUCAUUUGGGAUGCUCUGCAGGGAUGAUCAAGUUAAGCUUUUCUGCAUAAAAUUGUUUCAAGUUAGCUUAUGCUUCAUUAUUAUAGUCAAGCACUAGAGCUGUGCAUUGUAGGUCUCCAAGCUGUUAAGACUUGAAAUGACUUCCACGUUGCUGCCACGUGCAAGUUUGUCAAAAAGUCAAGUGUUGCAAAUUAAGUUGUUUUAAUUUUUUAUUAUUGUUGUCUUUGCAAAUAAAUAAAUAAAUAAAUA
Molecule: messenger RNA, 8641 nt
Organism: Procambarus clarkii (red swamp crayfish)
Lineage: Eukaryota; Metazoa; Arthropoda; Malacostraca; Decapoda; Cambaridae
Gene: loj
Product: logjam
Biological process (GO): intracellular protein transport; endoplasmic reticulum to Golgi vesicle-mediated transport; Golgi organization
Cellular component (GO): endoplasmic reticulum-Golgi intermediate compartment; endoplasmic reticulum; Golgi apparatus
Source: RefSeq, a predicted model, not a curated record